GAAGAAAAAAAUGGCUGCCUUAGAAAGGGUGAAGGUGCUUGUGUUGGGUGAUUCAGGUGUGGGAAAAUCAUCACUUGUUCACCUAUUAUGUCACAAUCAGAUGUUGGGAAAUCCAUCUUGGACUGUGGGCUGCUCAGUUGAUGUCCGUAUUCAUGACUACAAAGAAGGAACUCCAGAGGAGAAGAUUUAUUUCAUUGAAUUAUGGGAUGUUGGUGGCUCUGUAGGCAGUGCUAGUAGUGUGAAAAGUACACGUCUUAUGUUCUACAAUUCAGUUAAUGGCAUAAUUUUAGUGCACGAUUUAACCAACAAAAAAUCUUCCCAAAACUUGUAUCGAUGGUCCUUGGAAGCUCUCAACAGAGAUGUGACUCCAUCUAGUGUCCUUGUGACAAAUGGAGACUAUGAUCGGGAACAGUUUGCUGAUAACCAGAUUCCACUGCUUGUCAUAGGAACAAAAUUAGACCAAAUCCCAGAGACAAAACGCAAUGAGGUCUUGAGCAGAACUGCUUUUCUGGUCGAGGAUUUCAGUGCAGAAGAAAUCAAUCUGGAUUGUACAAGUCCUCGUUACCUGGCUGCAGGUUCUUCCAAUGCUGUCAAGCUCAGCAGAUUCUUUGAUAAGGUUAUAGAGAAGAGAUACUACAUAAGAGAUGGCAAUCAGAUUCCUAGCUUCUCAGAAAAAAAGAGAAUGGGAGGUGGCUUUGUAAAGAGUUUUCACUACGACUAAUCCUUUGCUGUGCCAUCUAUGGAGUGUGGAACAAUGAAAUGAAUUGCCUUGCUUUGAAUGCAGCAAUCUGGUGCUAAGCAAAAUCAGAUUCCCUCCCAAGCACAUGGACAAUGCAAAUACUUGCGAAAAUGUACCGAACUGUGUCUUCCUAGAUGUCUUUAGAGAGAAGCUGCAAUUCACAAUGCCAGGAAUAAACGGAGUAUCAAGCUUUGGUGUAGAGUAUGCUAUCUCAUAUUACAUUUUUGUUCAUUAUUAUUUAUUUGCUCUUAACAAAUUGACAAUAAUGAGUGGGAGGGUAGGAACGAGAUUCUACAGCGGUUAUACUAUCAACAUUCCCGUUUAGUCCAGCAGAUGCUAUGUCACUGAUAGCAAUCAGUGCUAAGGGACCUCACAGAAAGUAUCUGUGAAUAAUAAUGAAUGGCUCAAAGGUGAAGGAAUAGUAUUGACAAAACAAGCUUGUGAAUAAAUGAUACCGUUCAGAACUUUAAAAAUAA
Molecule: messenger RNA, 1215 nt
Organism: Candoia aspera
Lineage: Eukaryota; Metazoa; Chordata; Lepidosauria; Squamata; Candoiidae
Gene: RABL3
Product: RAB, member of RAS oncogene family like 3
Exons: 8
Coding region: 11-721 (236 amino acids)
Biological process (GO): intracellular protein transport
Cellular component (GO): endomembrane system
Molecular function (GO): GTPase activity
Source: RefSeq, a predicted model, not a curated record